Molecule: messenger RNA, 720 nt
Organism: Oncorhynchus keta (chum salmon)
Lineage: Eukaryota; Metazoa; Chordata; Actinopteri; Salmoniformes; Salmonidae
Exons: 3
Coding region: 1-720 (239 amino acids)
Source: RefSeq, a predicted model, not a curated record
AUGGCAGGUCUCGAGGGGUACCUCCUGCCUCCUAAAGCCAACGACUCCAAUGACCUGGACAGACGACCUCGAACGUGUUGGCAUUCGGUGAAGGGUCAGGGAGGUACUCAGAUCCAGACUCGUUGUGGAGAAGAAGCUAACGUCCGUGGGUUGUCGUACCGUUUGGGUAGCCAGGAAGAUACUCCUGACUACAUGGGGGGGCAGAUUGGGGGCCUGAGAGGGGCCGGAGAGGGGGACCAGAGAGGGGGUGCCGGAGGGGGGCCAGAGGGGGGCAGAGAGGGGGCCGGAGAGGGGGCAGAAUGGGGGGCCGGAGAGGGGGCCAGAGAGGGGGACCAGAGAGGGGGUGCUAGAGGGGGGCCAGAGAGGGGGCCGGAGAGGGGGCCAGAGUGGGGGGACGGAGGGGGGCGGAGGAGGGGGCCGGAGAGGGGGAACAGAGAGGGGGAUGCCGGAGGGGAGGCCGGACGGGGGGACCAGAGAGGGGGGUGCCGAAGAGGGGGACUAGAGAGGGGGCCAGAGGGGGGCUGGAGGGGGGCGGAGGGGGCCAGAGUGGGGGCCGGAGAGGGGGGCAGAGGGGGCCGGAGAGGGGGCCGGAGUGGGGGUGCCAGAGAGGGGGGGGCCGGAGUGGGGGCCGGAGAGGGGGCAGAGGGGGGCCGGAGUGGGGGCCAGAGAGGGGGGGGCGGAGUGGGGGGGUGCCAGAGAGGGGGGCCGGAGUGUGUCUGA